AAUGAUUAUAAACUGAGAUGGAAUCCAAAAGAGUUUGGAGGAGUUGAAUUCAUCCGAGUGCCGUCCAGCAGGAUUUGGAAGCCAGACAUCGUGCUUUAUAACAAUGCAGUUGGAGAUUUUCAGGUUGAUGACAAAACUAAGGCCCUGCUACGUUACAAUGGAGACGUUACUUGGAUUCCACCAGCCAUUUUCAAGAGUUCUUGCAAGAUUGACGUGACAUACUUCCCCUUCGAUUACCAAAACUGCACCAUGAAGUUCGGCUCCUGGACUUACGACAAGGCAAAGAUCGAUCUGGUGCUGAUUGGAUCUACGAUCAACCUCAAGGACUUCUGGGAAAGCGGGGAGUGGACGAUUAUUGACGCUCCUGGUUACAAACACGACAUUAAGUACAACUGCUGUGAGGAAAUCUACACGGAUAUCACUUAUUCUUUGUACAUCCGCCGUCUGCCGCUUUUCUACACCAUCAACAUGAUCAUCCCCUGUCUGCUCAUCUCCUUCCUCACAGUGCUGGUCUUCUACCUGCCAUCUGACUGUGGUGAGAAGGUCACUCUGUGCAUCUCUGUCCUCCUGUCUUUGACCGUCUUCCUGCUUGUUAUCACUGAAACCAUUCCUUCCACCUCACUGGUGAUCCCCCUGAUUGGAGAGUACCUGCUGUUCACCAUGAUCUUUGUCACCUUGUCCAUUGUCAUCACUGUUUUUGUGUUGAACGUACACUACCGCACUCCAAAGACACACACCAUGCCCUGCUGGGUUCGUAGCGUGUUCCUGGGGCUCCUGCCUCGGGUGAUGUUCAUGACCAGACCGGAGAGGGACCCAGAGAAGGUGACCGUGUCAAACAACAUUCAGAUGAUGACGUCCAGACACCAUGCAGCUCAUUCUGCAAAUGCUCUGCAGAAACAGUUCAAACCUCACGUGCUGGCCUCCAGCGUGGUGUCCAGCAUUACCAACCGUCAGCGGCUUUUUAACAACACACAGCUCUCCAACCUCAACAACCUCAACAGUUCAGAGUCAAUCAAAGAUGCAAAUCUUGGGUUGCUGACUGGCGAGGGUCACUGCAACUGCAGCUGGCAACAGAGGUCCAGCAAACUGCCCGCAGACUCAGGUGGAGGCAGUGGAGGACUUGAGUGUCUAGGGAUGAUGGGUGGAAGCAGCACCGUCGGGUUGGGAGUGGAGAGUCAACGCUCCAGCUCUGAGUCUCUGGACGCAGGAAUAUUGUCUCUGUUGCCUUUGUCCCCUGAGGUCAGAGAAGCUGUUGAGAGCGUCAAAUACAUAGCCGAGAACAUGAGGCUCCAAAACGAAGCAAAGGAGGUUCAGGAUGACUGGAAGUAUGUUGCCAUGGUAAUCGACAGGAUUUUCCUCUGGGUUUUUGUCCUAGUGUGUAUCCUCGGAACAGCCGGACUCUUCCUCCAACCACUGCUUGUUGGUGAAGACAUUUGAGUUGGUGACAAAACUGAAAACAUGAAACUGUAACAAUGCACAAAAUGUGUUAUUUAAAUUAUACAAAUCAUACAACUCAUAGAAUGUUUCUUUGAACAAAACACAGUGAAAUCAAACAUGUUGUCCCUAAAACCUAAAUUGUGUUGUAAACUAGUUAAAAUCUUAAUCUAAUAUAGAAUAGAAUACGGUCACGGUGCUAGAUUAAAUGUAUUAAAUAUAGGAGUUAAAGCUGAGGAUUACCUUGAUCUCAUUAUGGUUGUCAUAAAACUGUAAAACUACAAAAUAUUCAGUCAUUUUUCUUUCAGUCAUUUUAUAUUUUUAAUAAUUUCAAUCACCAAAUAUAAUUUCGGACAUAAGACGUCCGUAACAUAAGAAUUAAAUGAUUUCUACGUCGUUCUGUGAGAAAAAAAAGUGGUCAAACACUGACCCCACGUGGCCAAAAAUCUUCGUGUAAUAAACAGACGCGUGUACGUCACUUUUUGUCAAUAUAUGUGUAUAUAUUCUCUCUUAUAUGAAAUUUUAAAUAAUUUCAGGAACAUGUACAUAAUUAAAUCAUUUUUUCUAUUUCUGUAAAUAUUGUGGGUUUUUUUAAACAUGACAAGAUGUUAUUAAAAACCAAAGGUGUUAAAACAUACUCCUCCUUGGUGUGGACACUACUUUUUGGAUUACAAAACACUGUUCAAUUUCUUCCAUCAUCAUUUACUGUAAAUGUUCUCUGGAAAAAAUGCUGUUUUCAGUCAAUCAUCCCGUCAGUCAUGCGUCAGUCAUACGUCAGUAAACCAACUCCAGAACAUUGAGCAUAAUGUUUAAAAAAAUCUCCAGGAAAUACACACACGGACACGAGUUAUCGAACCUGGUCCUAAUGAUGCUAUAGCUCCGCCACAGUUUCAGUCACUGUUUUUGUUUUUAGUUCCUCAUUUGCGCGUAAAACAAGCGCAUAGACUGCGUGAAGACUCACCCGGU
Molecule: messenger RNA, 2400 nt
Organism: Cynoglossus semilaevis (tongue sole)
Lineage: Eukaryota; Metazoa; Chordata; Actinopteri; Pleuronectiformes; Cynoglossidae
Gene: chrna3
Product: cholinergic receptor, nicotinic, alpha 3
Exons: 3
Coding region: 250-1437 (395 amino acids)
Biological process (GO): monoatomic ion transmembrane transport
Cellular component (GO): membrane
Molecular function (GO): extracellular ligand-gated monoatomic ion channel activity; transmembrane signaling receptor activity
Source: RefSeq, a predicted model, not a curated record